UGGAGGGUAGAGGAAUUAUUGAGGUAUGGCUGCAAAUGGAGGUCAAGAUAUAAUUACACUAACAACUGACAAGCUUUCUGCUGAUGCUGUUUCUGAAUCUGUAAAGUGUGCCUCCUGUGGAGCUAUUUCUCUGUUUAUUGGGACUACCAGAGAUAAUUUUGAGGGCAAGAAUGUAACACGGCUUGAAUAUGAAGCGUACAUUCCAAUGGCAGAAUCAGAACUGAAGAAAAUCUGCAGUGACAUCAGGACAAAAUGGCCAAGUGUCAGGCAUAUCAGCAUACAACACAGACUUGGUGUGGUUCCUAUAACAGAAGCGAGUGUUAUAAUCGGGAUUUCAUCACCACAUAGAAGUGAUUCUCUGGAGGCGGUUAAGUUCAGUAUCGACACGCUCAAAGCUACAGUGCCAAUCUGGAAAAAGGAAAUAUAUGAGUCUGGAGAGCCUUGUUGGAAAGAGAACAAGGAGUGUUUGUGGGCAGAUGAUGGAAGAGAUCCCAGGGAAUGUUGAACAGUUAACUGGCAAAUGAGUUACAGAAAUUCUCAUGGUGUAAUCUAUGCAAUACAUUAACAGCACUCAAAGCAUCAACAAGUAUUUUUACUGAACAAAAUACAGAGUUCAGUCACAGAUUUCUUUGUAACAUUCUAAUGAAAAAUAAAGCUUGUGAUCAAACCAGUUCAGUCUGCUCUUCUCUUAAAGAACAGAACGUAUUAAAAAGGCACCCGUGUAAAACAGCAUGUAAACAUUUAAAAAUCGAACUCUUAGGGAAUGUUCAGACCAAACGCAUUUGUUGUGCAAAAAGAUCAAAUAAAAAAAUACACAAAACAACAAAAAGAACAGAACACAGGUGUCUUAAGCCACAUUUUUAAAAAGAGAAAGUUCUUUCAAGUUAACAUGGCAUCUUAAAAAUGCAGCACUCCUGAAAACAAAAAAAGUGCUGGUGCAUGAGAAAAUGCAUUAAAUGACUUUGUUCCCAAAGUGCCCCAAAACACCUUCAUAUCACCAUCAGAAGCUAAACACUCAAUGCAUGGGUCUUAUAUCGACUUAUUUGAUAACACUUUCUAUUAGCAUUCAUGAACAAGUCACUAACAAAAAAUAAUGCAUUCAUAAAUCUAUAAGAAAGCGAAGUUUGAUGAAAUUUCAAACUAUUUGACUAAAUGAGCAAAGUAUUUUGCGAACAUCUUGUCUGUCUGAGAUUGCAUAUAGAGACAGAAGCAGUUGAGCCUAAAUAGGAGAAUUGGGGCUGUUUUAAAUGCAAAGGUGUCCACACUGAAUAUUGAUUUAGCUUUUUUAUGUUUACUGGACUUUGUAGGACAUUAAGUGAUAAAUGAAAACUAUUUAUGUCAUUAUUUUUGAAGACAUUCACUCUAUGCAACAUUUUUCGAAAGUGCCUAAAACUUUUGCACAGUACUGCAUUAUUUAUAUAUAUAUAUAUAUAUAUAUAUAUAUAUAUAUAUAUAUAUAUAUAUAUAUACUGUACGCUUAAUUUUUGGGCGUGGGCUCUAUGCAACGCAAUACAUUUUUUAUUUCCUUAGGCCUGUUUAAAUCUGAGAAGUUAACUAAAAAAGUGCAGUGCACUUAAUUUACAUUUCAAAUUCAAUGGUUAAUUUCCCCAGUAUCAUUUUUGGGUGUUACUUUUCUCAGCGCUGGUCAGAAUGGACCACUCACAAUCAUUUAUUAUUGCAGGAUGACAAUUUUUUAAAUUUAUUUUAUAGAAAUUGCUGGGACUUCCACCCACAGGUGUGAAUCCUUGAAAUGAUCUUUUUUUAUAGUUACUUUCUAUUGUACUCUCGUCUCCAAUUAGACAUAAAACAUCCCGAGAUUUGAGUGUGGAUCAGCGGAGGAUUAGUUAUUCGGAGCCAUCAAGCGUUCCUUUGAGAACUAUUGUGUGUCAUCGGAAACCAUGUAUGACAACAUUUGCAAUUUCAAUCUGAUCUUCACCCAAAGCUAUCGUAUGGUUUUAGAAUACUAAAAUAUGACAUACGGGUUACUUCAAUAGUGCUUGGAGCAAACAGUCCCAGUUAUUCAUUAUUGUUGGAAGAAUCAGCUUGAACAUUUAGCUACAGUAUGUCUCCAUUUGUAUUCCAUGGUUUCUAAUGCCCAAUGGGCACUAAUGAGCCUUAAUCCGGCCCUGCAUCUAAAAUAAAUCGUCAAAUGUUUUCAAAUUAGUUCAUCUUUAGCCAGUGACUCGGACCUGACCUCAUAGGUACAGUUACUAUGUCCUCAUAUGCCAAUAUGUGACACAAAAGACUGUCUUUUUGGCUGGACAUUAUUCACACAAAAGUCCAAAAAUGAGUGGAAUAUUAACUACACUGGAGAUGGGUGGAGGUGGUAUUGCUAUGCAACAGUGCCAUUUUUUUACAUUUGAAGUUCCUAAUACAGUGUAAAGUCAACCAAAGAAGAUAACUGUUCAGAAUACCAAUAUACCAUGAACUUGUGCUUUCUUGAGCUAACCAGAUCAAACAAACCAGUACCUAAUUUGCCCUAGUUCAUGAAAACCUAUUAUCUCUUUUUAGCCCUUUAUCCUUUAUGGCCUUUGAUGUGAUGAAAAGAAGCAAUGAACCAGAGGUUGCCAAAGAA
Xyrauchen texanus (razorback sucker) is the source of this 2575-nucleotide messenger RNA. Its product is annotated as molybdopterin synthase catalytic subunit. Gene Ontology annotation, biological process: Mo-molybdopterin cofactor biosynthetic process. Gene Ontology annotation, molecular function: molybdopterin synthase activity. The transcript is spliced from 5 exons. The record is from RefSeq and is a predicted model, not a curated record. Lineage: Eukaryota; Metazoa; Chordata; Actinopteri; Cypriniformes; Catostomidae. The coding region runs from base 26 to 505 and encodes 159 amino acids. Gene Ontology annotation, cellular component: cytosol.